Closterium sp. Yama58-4 is the source of this 1266-nucleotide messenger RNA. NCBI's taxonomy places the organism in Eukaryota, Viridiplantae, Streptophyta, Zygnematophyceae, Desmidiales, Closteriaceae. The record is from the annotation of a GenBank genome assembly.
AUGGAGGAGUGCGCGCAGUGCGGGGAGCGCGCCGUGGAUUAUGAUGAGCAGGCGCUGGCGCUCGUCUGCGCGCGAUGCGGCCACGUGGCGGACGAAUCGCAGCUUACGUCGCGCGUGGAGUUCGACGAGCUCGGGCGGGCGGGCGGCGUGCGCGUUGGCGGCGGGGGAGGCGCGGGGGAUGGCGGAGAGCCUCGCUCGUGGAUGUGGACGGCGGGGGCAGGCGGGGGGCGAUUUGGCGGAGGGUGGGGGGAGGGGGCGGAGACGAAGUGGGGAGGCGGAGGAAAGUCGGCGGAGUUCAAGAGGCGGAAGAACAAGCGCGAGUGGGAGGAGCGGCUGGGCGCGGUGGUGGCGGGGCUGCGCGUGCCGGAGGGCGUGCGGGGGGACGCGCUGGGGGUGGCGGAGCGCGUGGUGGAGGGGCGCUGGGGCAGCGGGCAGUGGAUGGGCGUGCUCAUGGCGGCCGCUGUGUACAUUGCCGCGCGCAACAGGCGCCUUCCUGUGUCCAUGGGGGAAGUGGCGGUGAGUGCUGAGGGAGGGGGCAUUGGGGCAGGCGGGCAUGGGGGCGGUGGGGCAGCGGGCAGUGGAUGGCCGUGCUCUUGGCGGCCUCUGUCUACAUCGCUGCACCCGGAGCAGGUGGAUCCGGUCAGCCAUGUGUGGAGGGCCGUGCAUGCCGUGCCUGCUCUCAGGGAGUGGCAGGGCGAGGGGGGAAGGCAGGCGCUAGUGGGGGACGCCAUGAGGCUGCUCACCUUCGCGCACUCCCUCUCCCUCCACACCGGCCGCCAUGCCGCCCCGAUAGCAGCAGCGGCGCUGCUGCUGGUGGCGGGGGCGAGGGGGGUGGUACUGGGGGAGGGGGAGCUGUGCGCAGCCAUGGCAGUCCCGCCAGCUACAGUGAGGCAGCGCUUCUCAGAGCUCACGCGCGCCCUCAUGCGCCUCGCACGCUCGCUGCUGCUCCCGGGAGCCAACAGCGUGGCCUCCCAGGCAGCCUUCCACCGCCUGCUGCCCUCCAUCCUUGCGCUUUUGCCAUCGCCCUCUCGAGUGGGCCAUCGCUUCGUGGUGCCAUCUGCUGAUGUGGACAGGCGUGCUGACGUGGAGGAUCGAACUGCUGAUACAGAGAGGCGGCAAGGGCAAGGGAGGGGGAACGAGGAGGCUGUGGUGGACUGGCUACUUCUGCAACAGGCGGACCCACGUGCAACAGCGUCAGGAUGGUUCCGCUCUGCUGCUUCUACAGUCAUGGAUCGCCAUGUCUCUGCCUCCAACAAACAAGCUUAG